UUUCGCAGAAUUAAAGAAGAAGGGAUAAGAAACUGAUAUUAUCUGUGACCAUUUGCAUUAAACGUGUGCACAAUGAAAUAAAUAGUUUACUUCCAAAAUUUUCGUGAUUUUCUGUUCGGCAUUUUAUUUAACCGUAUUUUGUAAGAGAAAAUAAAUUUAAUUUCAGUGCUAAAAAUUUAGUAAUAAUAUACUUUUGUCGCGGAAUUGUUGUAUGGUUUAUUUGUAGUGACGUUAUGCAUAUAAAAGUCCAAAAGUGAGCACAAGAAAGUGCCGAGAUGUCAAAGACGUUUCUCCACUUAAUCAACUGACUGACACGGAUAGGUGCAAAGAAUGGAAUGCCUAUUGUUGGUCGCGGUCGGGUGGCUCCUGCAUUUGCAAUUUAUGACCCCUUCGGUAGGCACAACAGAAGACUUUUGGUUAUGGAUAGCCAGAGUACCUGUAGAAUUAGUUUUCUUCACUUUUCUCUGUUAUUUGCUUUCGUCGUGGUGUCAGGGAGUUGCAUCCUUUUAGAGCCUCCGGAUAAUCAUGGAUAAUCAUCAAGAAAUUGAAGAUGAUGGCAAAGGAGUUAAACCUUGGAACGUAGAUCUUCUUCUUGAAAAAGCUGCUAGGCGGUCAUCUAUUGAUAAAGCUUCCAGCCGAUCAUCCAUUGAUAAAGGCUCUAGCCGUUCAUCUAUUGAUGAAGGCUAUAGCCGAAAGUCCUCUCUAACAGAGAUUUCUGAUGGCAGACGACCAUCUUUUACCGAUAAAGAAUCUGACAUUAUUUCUGAAGCUGAAGAGGAAUAUAUCCGUAAAAUGCAUUCAGAUAGAAGAGCAUCAUUUCGUCCGCAACCAAGAGAAACUGUUCCUUAUGAAGUUCAAUCAUCUGAUACUUUAGAAGGAAUAGCAGCAAGGUAUAACAUUACCCCUUCGGAAUUAGCAGUACUAAAUAAACUAAGUUAUAGGACUGUAUUUCCAGGUCAAAUAAUUUACAUCCCAGAGAAGAACAGUCUUCAAGUGUUAGAACAGAUUUUGAAACAAAGUGCAGCGGCUAUUAAUGCAUCUUCUGAGCAAAGUAGUCCAAAACCAGGUCAUGUUGAAAGAGUACCUGAUGCUUCUUCAAGUAGUAAGGAAGAGAAAGGUUUACAAGCCGAUGUUCAGACUAAAACUGAAUCUGAAGUGAAACCUGUGGAAGAAUCGUCAAAAGAAUCUCUUCGAAUUAAUUCAAAAUAUGUGACAGAUGGUGAAGGAGUGGUUAAUGGUGUAUUAAUUGUGACCACUAAUCAUAUAAUAUUUGACCCAAAUGUUUCGGAUCCUUUGGUUAUAGAAUAUGGAUUGGAAAAGUAUGGGGUUGAUGCACCUAUGAAUUGCAUUGUGAGGGCUGCACUGUAUACAGACAUUUUUCGUAUGAGGACCAAAGAUACCAGCACAGGGGAGUCAAAAGUGGAUGUAUAUCAUUCAACAAAAGUCUUAAUGAGGAAGAGCAAAUCUCACAAUGAAAAACUAGCGAAAAAUGAAAAAUCCAAACCUCCUCGUCGAUAUAGUUCUGCUGAAGUUGGUGUAAGACAUGGAGACCUUGGAAUGAAGAUUAGUAAUUCAUUCCAAGAUAGCCUGUCAAAAAUCUGUGAAAAUGCCGAUUUUGAAGAGGAGGAUGAAACUGAAUCACCUGCACUUGUUGUAGAAGAUAUUGACAUUUCUGUGUCUACAGAACCUGAAGCUGCAGAAACAAAAGAUUCUAAAAGAACUACAAAGCCUCCAUUGUCUGCUUCUUCUUCAUUGGAAUCAGAUGAUGCCCCAGGAUCUAGAAAAGCAUCUAUAUCAGAUGAUGAUAAUUUAACUUUGACUGUUGAUGCAAUUUCCCCUAAAAAGAAGUCUAAUUUUGAGAAAACUAAACAUAAACUACAUAAAGGACUUAAAAGGUUAUCAAUUACAGAUGGUCUAUUUUCUAAUCCUCAUGGUGGGCGUCGAAUGUCUCUUCCUGCUUUUACCUCUUUACCAGACUUUAAACUCAAAAGUCCCACUGUAAAAUCUCCAAAUGCUGAAAAAACAGUAAAAUCCAUAUCAGAGAUGGAAAAGCCUAAACAGAGUGGUCCUACAUAUGUAAAUAUGGUUGAUGAAAAACCAGAACUCUUUGCUCCAGUGGACAGCCCCUCAAAUUAUCACAAUUUGGAUGUUUUGGAGGAAGAUAUGGAAUUGAUACCCCGUCCAGCUAAAUCAUUCUGUGACACACCUCUCUACUUAUGUUUAAGAAUGGGUGAACCCAUUGAUAAAACACUGCAGCGUACUAGUCCUGUGGUUCAUUUUGGCCAGCAAAUGAAGCCAGAAUAUUGGUUUAGCAUUCCUAAAGACAGUGUGGAUAGUCUGUACUGUUUCUUCUUACGUUGGUGUCCUGAAAAAUAUGGUGAUAUAGAUAAUUUAGACUUGGAGAAAAUGGGUUUUACGCCUAUUGAGUAUGAAAGUAAAGAAGAAUGCGAAGAGAAGGCACCGCGGGAUCACAGGAGAGCCAGUUGGGCAUUUCCUUGGAGAAGGAAAUCUAAAGAUGUUACUGAGAUGUCUGCUACAUCUAGUCCUGAGGACUGGGAGUUUUUAGAUUGUGUAACAUCAAAAUCUGAUGUCAUACAUCCUCCUGAACUUCUUACACCUUCAAAUAUUUUAAGUGAUGAACAAAUUCUUGAGCUGAAUAAGCAUAUGCCUGCUCGUGCAAUGAACCCAUGGGAUCUGAUAUAUGGUACUGCUGUUCAUGGAUUUAGCCUUAAAACUAUGUAUCGUAAUAUGACAAAAUUUGAUAGUCCUGUUCUCCUCGUUAUAGCCAACAGAAGUAAUAUUAUUUUUGGUGCAUUGCUUUCAUCUCCACUUCGAAUGAGUGACCACUUCUAUGGCACUGGUGAAUCAUUCCUUUUUACUUUCUUUCCAGAAUUUAAAAUUUAUCAUUGGUCUGGAGAAAAUAACUACAUAAUGAAAGGUAAUACAAACAGUUUUGUCAUAGGAUCAUCUGAAGGUCAUUUUGCUCUUUGGCUAGAUGAUGAUCUGUUUCGUGGUCGUACUAAUUCAUGUCAGACUUUUGCAAAUGAUCCCCUGUGUCCCGAAGAAGACUUUGAAAUUAAAGGUCUAGAAGCUUGGGGAUUUGUAUGAAAACACUUUUGUACAAAAAGAAACCAUGACUUAAUAUUGGUUAUCAAAUAUAUUCCUUUGUUAUUUAAUUUAUUUCUCUGUAAUUGUAUUUUUUGUUAUUCAGGAGAUAAAGUUAUUCCCUGAAAGUUA
Messenger RNA from Stegodyphus dumicola, 3237 nucleotides. RefSeq names its product oxidation resistance protein 1-like. Gene Ontology annotation, biological process: response to oxidative stress. Gene Ontology annotation, cellular component: nucleus. Lineage: Eukaryota; Metazoa; Arthropoda; Arachnida; Araneae; Eresidae. The record is from RefSeq and is a predicted model, not a curated record.